Megalobrama amblycephala (Wuchang bream) is the source of this 1861-nucleotide messenger RNA. Its product is annotated as mucin-5AC-like. Lineage: Eukaryota; Metazoa; Chordata; Actinopteri; Cypriniformes; Xenocyprididae. The record is from RefSeq and is a predicted model, not a curated record. The transcript is spliced from 2 exons. The coding region runs from base 1 to 1800 and encodes 599 amino acids.
AUGCAGCACACAACUAUAUCUGACAUCACAACAACAGCUGAUGCAACAACAACAACUUUGGCUACCACAAGCACCCCUGAAACAUCCUCAACUGUUGCGCCAUCAUCAACAACUGUUGCAGCAACCACAACUAUAUCUGACACCACAACAACAGCUGAUGCAACAACAACAACUUUGGCUACCACAAGCACCCCUGAAACAUCCUCAACUGUAGCGCCAACAUUUACAACUGAUGCAGCAACCACAACAAUAUCUGACACCACAACGACUAUUGGUGCAACAACAACAACUUUGGCUACCACAACCACCCCUGAAACAUCCUCAACUGUAGCGCCAACAUCGACAACUGUUGCAGCAACCACAACUAUAUCUGACACCACAACAACAGCUGAUGCAACAACAACAACCUUGGCUACCACAAGCACCCCUGAAACAUCCUCAACUGUUGCGCCAUCAUCGACAACUGUUGCAGCAACCACAACUAUAUCUGACACCACAACAACAGCUGAUGCAACAACAACAACUUUGGCUACCACAAGCACCCCUGAAACAUCCUCAACUGUUGCGCCAUCAUCGACAACUGUUGCAGCAACCACAACUAUAUCUGACACCACAACAACAGCUGAUGCAACAACAACAACUUUGGCUACCACAAGCACCCCUGAAACAUCCUCAACUGUUGCGCCAUCAUCAACAACUGUUGCAGCAACCACAACUAUAUCUGACACCACAACAACAGCUGAUGCAACAACAACAACUUUGGCUACCACAAGCACCCCUGAAACAUCCUCAACUGUAGCGCCAACAUUUACAACUGAUGCAGCAACCACAACAAUAUCUGACACCACAACGACUAUUGGUGCAGCAACAACAACAGCUUUGGCUAGCACAACCACCCCUGAAACAUCCUCAACUGUAGCGCCAACAUCGACAACUGUUGCAGCAACCACAACUAUAUCUGACACCACAACAACAGCUGAUGCAACAACAACAACCUUGACUACCACAAGCACCCCUGAAACAUCCUCAACUGUUGCGCCAUCAUCGACAACUUUAGCACCAACACCGACAACUGAUGCAGCAACCACAACUAUAUCUGACACCACAACAACAGCUGAUGCAACAACAACAACUUUGGCUACCACAAGCACCCCUGAAACAUCCUCAACUGUUGCGCCAUCAUCAACAACUGUUGCAGCAACCACAACUAUAUCUGACACCACAACAACAGCUGAUGCAACAACAACAACUUUGGCUACCACAAGCACCCCUGAAACAUCCUCAACUGUAGCGCCAACAUUGACAACUGAUGCAGCAACCACAACAAUAUCUGACACCACAACGACUAUUGGUGCAACAACAACAACUUUGGCUACCACAACCACCCCUGAAACAUCCUCAACUGUAGCGCCAACAUCGACAACUGUUGCAGCAACCACAACUAUAUCUGACACCACAACAACAGCUGAUGCAACAACAACAACCUUGGCUACCACAAGCACCCCUGAAACAUCCUCAACUGUUGCGCCAUCAUCGACAACUGUAGCGCCAACAUCGACAACUGAUGCAGCAACCACAACUAUAUCUGACACCACAACAACAGCUGAUGCAACAACAACAACUUUGGCUACCACAAGCACCCCUGAAACAUCCUCAACUGUUGCGCCAUCAUCACAACUGUUGCAGCAACCACAACUAUAUCUGACACCACAACAACAGCUGAUGCAACAACAACAACCUUGGCUACCACAAGCACCCCUGAAACAUCCUCAACUGUUGCGCCAUCAUCGACAACUGUAGCGCCAACAUCGACAACUGUAGCACCAACAUCGACAACCGAUGCAGCAGUCACAACUAUAUC